UGUUCAACCGGAUAUUGAUCUCAGAUUGCCACCUUAGACAAAAUAAUCUUUUCCAUCUGUUUUGGAGUCAAUUUUGCACGCAACAUUAAACCUACCUUCCAUAUCAUCAUAUACACACGUAUAUAUAUUUCUGUUAGUCACCUUCUAUUCAUCAACACACACAAACAUAUUAUACGAGAAUACCAGAUAGCACUAGCACAAAAGAAUUUUCUGCUUCAAAUCUGUAAAUUGUUCUCAAUUUUUGAAGACUAAAGAAAGAUUCUGUACAGGAUUGAUAUAUUUCUGUUCAUAGAUGUUUACAGUUGAAUUGCUAUAAAAUAAGUCUUAUGAACUGUUCUCAGUCUUGCAGUCUAGAAUGUGUUCAAAGUGAUUUUGCAUUCUAAUUAAACCAAGACAAAUUUACAAGGAAGUUUAAAGCAUCUUCAGAUGUCCACAAAGAUCACAAUUGUUUCAAAUAUAGCAGUAGAGACAACUGUUUGGAAUAAUAUAUAAAACCAGUGAUCAAAGGAAAAUAAUUAGGGAAAAUGAAUUAUGCGAGAAACAGGCUCAAUGCCUAACAGAGUCUGAAAGAAUUGCUUUUCCCAAUAAAAUUUUGAAAGAUACAAGAAAAAUAUUGUACCACUGUGAUAUCUGUAAAAUGUCAUUCACUGAAAAAAGUAGCUUCACAAGUCACAAAUAUGUUCAUAAAGGAGACAAACCAUAUCUUUGUGAAAUCUGUAAGGAAUCAUUCACUAGAAAUAAAGACUUGACUAAACACAUGUGUUUUCAUAAACAAGAGAAACCAUAUAAGUGCGAUGUUGGUGAUACAUCAUUCUUGCAGGAAAAUAUCUUAAACAAACAUUGCAACAUUCAUACAGGAGAGAGACCAUAUCACUGUGAUAUUUGUGGUGAAUCAUUUUCUGAAAGUUGUGAGUUAACUAAACACAAACAUAUUCAUAAAGGAGAGAAGCCAUACCACUGUGAUAUCUGUGGCAAAUGUUUUUCUCAUAGUAAUGCUCUAACUAUACACAAACGCACUCAUACUGGAGAGAAACCUUAUCCCUGUGAUAUCUGUGGCAAAUCAUUCUCUCAGGCUGGUAACUUAUCUACUCAUAAACGUAUUCAUUCAGGAGGGAAACUAUAUCACUGUGAUAUAUGCAGUAAAUCAUUCUCUGAACCAAGUUACUUAGCAAAACACAAGAUCAUUCAUACAGAAGGAAAGAUAUAUCAGUGUAAUAUCUGCGGUAAAUCAUUCUCACAAAGAAAUCUCUUAACUAUACACAAACGUGUUCAUACAGGAGAGAAGCCAUAUCAGUGUGAUAUCUGUGGUAAAUCAUUCUCUCAGGCUGGUAACUUGACUACUCACAGAUAUGUUCAUACUGGAGAGAAACCAUAUCACUGUGAUGUCUGUGGUAAAUCAUUCUCUGACCCAGGUCAGUUUACAAAGCAUAAAUAUAUACAUAGAGAAGACAAGUUAUAUCCCUGUGAAUACUGUGGUAAAUCAUUCCCUCACAGAAAUUCUUUAACCAUACACAAACAUAUUCAUACGGGAGAAAAACCAUAUCACUGUGAUAUCUGUAGUAAAUCAUUUUCUCAUAAAAAUGCCCUAACUAUACACAAACGUAUUCAUACAGGGGACAAGCCAUAUCAUUGUGAUGUCUGCGGUAAAUCAUUCUCUCAGACUGGUAACUUAACUAUUCACAAACAAAUUCAUAUAGGAGAGAAACUGGAUUAUUGUGAUAUCUGUGGUAAAUCAUUCUCUAAUCUGGCUCACUUAACUUUUCACAAACGCAUUCAUACAGAAGAAAAGCCCUAUCACUGUAACAUUUGUGGUAAAUCCUUCUCUCGUAGAAAAGCCUUAAUUAUACACAUACGCAUUCAUACUGGAGAGAAACCGCAUCAUUGUGACAUCUGUGGAAAAUCAUUUGCACAAGCUGGUAACUUGACUUCUCACAAACGCACUCAUACUGGAAAGAAGCCAUAUCAGUGUGAUGUCUGUGGUAAAUCAUUUUCUCAGACUAAUAACUUAAUGACUCACAAAUUCAUUCAUAAGAAAAGGAAACUAUAUCACUGUGAUAUCUGUGGUAAAUCAUUCUCUAAUCUAGCUCACUUCACUUCUCACAAAGGCAUUCAUACAGGAGAGAGGCCAUAUCGUUGUAAUGUCUGUGAUAAGUCAUUUUAUCAUAGAACUGCCUUAAUUAUACACAUACGCAUUCAUACAGGGGAGAAGCCAUAUCAAUGUAUUAUCUGUGGUAAAUCAUUCACUCAGGCAGGUAACUUAGCUACUCACAAACACAUUCAUACUGGAAAGAAGCCAUAUUGUGAGAUAUGUAGCAAGUCAUUUUCUGACCCGGGUGACUUCUCUAAACACAAACUGAUUCAUAGAAGAGAAAAAUUAUAUUACUGUGAUAUCUGUAAUAAUCCAUUCUCUCAAAAAUAUGCCUUAACUAGACACAAACAUACGCAUAGAAGUGGGAAGCUAUAUGACUGUGAUAUCUGUGGUAAAUCCUUCUCUUGUAGAAAUUCUUUAACUAUACACAUGCGUAUUCAUGCAGGAGAGACAACAAAUCAGUGCAAUGUAUAUGAUAAAUCAUUCUCUCAAACUGAUAACUUUACUUCUCACAAACCCAAACACAAAAGAGUAGAACUAUAUUCUUGUAAUAACGGCAGUAAAUCUUUUUCUGUCCCAACUGACUUAACUACAAACAAACUCAUUCAUACAACAGAGAAGCCAUAUCACUGUGAUAUUUGUGGUAAAUCAUUUUCUCAUAGAAAUGCCUUAAUUAUACACAUACGCAUUCAUACUGGUGAGAAACCAUAUCAGUGUGAUAUCUGUGGUAAAUCAUUCUCUCAGGCAGGUAACUUAACUACUCACAAACGCAUUCACACAGGAGAGAAGCCAUAUCAUUGUAAUAUCUGCAGUAAAUCAUUCUCUGAUCCUGGCCGCUACUCAAAGCAUAAACUGACUCAUAGUGGAGGAUUGCCAUAUCACUGUAAUAUCUGUGGUAAAUCAUUCUCCUGUUGGAGUCUCUUAACAAUACACAAACAAAUUCAUACAGAACAGAAGCCAAGUCACUGUAAUGUCUGGUAAAUCAUUCUCUCAAAAAGUCUUAACUAGAUACAAAUGUGUGCAUACAGUUGAUAGGUCAUAUAACUGCAAUAUCUGUGGGAAACCCUUCUCUAACAGAAGUCAGUUAACUAAACACAAACAUAUCCACAGAAGAGAAAAGCCAUAUCAGUGUGAGAUCUGUGAUAAAUCAUUCUCUUAUAGAAAUGCUUUAACUGUGCACAGCCGUAUUCAUACAGGUGAGAAGCCAUAUCAGUGUGAUGUGUGUGGUAAAUCAUUCUCUCAAGCAGGUAACUUAAAAACACAUAAGCACAUUCAUACAGAGAGAAACCUUGUCUCAGUGGUGUCUGAGGCAAAUCAUAUUUAAACCCAGGUCAUUCAACUAAACACAAACAUAACUACACAGGAGAAAAGCCACAUGUGAAACCUGUGGCAAAUCCUUCUCGAGUAAAAAUACUUUAAUCAUUCACAAAUAGAAAAGAAGCCAUAUCACAGUGGGAUGUGGUAAAUCAUUGUCACAGAUUGUUAUCUUAACUACUCACAAACAUUCAUGUAUGACAGAAAUCAUAUCACUGUCAUACUUGAGAUACUUUCUAUCAUAAAAACGUCUUACAACGUUUUCAUACAAGAGACAAGCCAUAUCACUGUAAUAUCUGUAGUAAAUUAUUCUCUCAUCAAAGUCAUUUUUACUAAAUAUAAUUGCAUUCAUAAGGUGGGUAAUACAUGUCAAUUGUGAUAUCUAACAAAUUUUCAAACUCAAUUAAGUUAACUAAACACAAACAUAUCUAUACAAAAGAGGAACACUGAUGUUUGUGGUUAAUCAUUCUCUUAAACAGGUAGCUUAAAGAGACAAAUAUAUUCAUACACAUCAAAAUAUAACUGACAUUUGCGAUGAAUUAUCAUUGCAACAUUAUUUUGUUGAAACAUGGAUAACUACCACUGUCUGAGAUAAUAUACUAUUUAUUAACAUGUAGAUGAUUUAGAUCUCAUAUAGAAGCAGUUGUUGAAGCUGAAGGUGACUUUAUUGAAUAACAUUAUAGAAAAGAAGGUUUAUUUUUAACCUCAGAGUAUAUUUUGAUAAAUAAAGUUAUUAUCUGUUAUUAUAUAGCUGUUUUUUUUAUAAACAUCCAUCUGUCCUCAAAUAUCUUGUACACCUUGUGUCUAUACACACACAUUUUCACAUUAUGAAAUCAAUUGAAACAAAAAUUGAAAAGUGGCAGCCAAAUUUUGUUUAAUGUUUUGUUUUGUUUUUUAACUAAACCAAGAGUUUGAACCAAAAGAAAGAAAAAAUUACUACCACACAAACAAUGACAUUUUAUU
Octopus bimaculoides (California two-spot octopus) is the source of this 4366-nucleotide messenger RNA. RefSeq lists its product as uncharacterized. Lineage: Eukaryota; Metazoa; Mollusca; Cephalopoda; Octopoda; Octopodidae. Gene Ontology annotation, biological process: regulation of gene expression. The record is from RefSeq and is a predicted model, not a curated record. Gene Ontology annotation, cellular component: nucleus.